Molecule: messenger RNA, 834 nt
Organism: Suricata suricatta (meerkat)
Lineage: Eukaryota; Metazoa; Chordata; Mammalia; Carnivora; Herpestidae
Gene: SPATA25
Product: spermatogenesis associated 25
Exons: 2
Coding region: 125-808 (227 amino acids)
Biological process (GO): spermatogenesis
Source: RefSeq, a predicted model, not a curated record
UCACUGCUGUGAGGUGGGUUCCAGGUGUACAGGGGAAGGACUAUGAAGUGAUAUUCUAGAGUGGUGGAAAGGGUAGGAGGAGGCAGGUGACUGUUCCCUCACAAACGGGGGCUUUGGGGCAUCCAUGUCCUAUUUCAUGUCUCCACAAGCUCAUCAAGGUCAUCUGCCUUCCAGCCAAGGUGGGGCUGCCUCUCCAGGCUCAUCCCUUGGCCUCUAUGGUCCGGUAGAGCCAGUGGUGGUGGCCUCUGGUGGACCAGGCCCACUGAGCCAGCAAGCUGAGCAGCUGGUACCUGCUGCCCAGGCCUGGGGCCCGGCCCUGGCAGUGCCGGAAGCCAGGGGCUGCCCUGGGGGGACUAGCUGGGAGACCCUGCAGCGGAAGGAGUACAGCCGCCAUAACCACAAAUUCCCCCACGCAAUGCAGCCUGAGGGCUUGGGCUGGGAGGACGGCUCCAGGGGCAGCGCUCCCCACCUGGGUGGCCCCUGCUGGCCUGGGCCCCUGCUGCUGUCUGGGCUGUCACCAGGGAUUUUACCGAUGCCCUCUGAGGCCAGGGGGAAGGAGGCCAGCUCCCAGCCUGACAUCUGCAUCCUUACCCUGGCCAUGAUGAUUGCUGGCAUCCCCACCGUGCCUGUCCCGGGCCUGCGGGAAGAGGACCUGAUCCGGGCGGCUCAAGCUUUCAUGAUGGCCCAUCCGGAGCCAGAGGGGGCUGGGGAGGGGGCGCGGUGCGACCAGCCACGCGCCCACACAGCCUCUGGGCAAAUGCCCCUAAUGAGACCCCGGAGAGGCCAGCCUCCUGGCCCCUACUUGUAGCUGGAUGAAAUAGCACCAGACACAUA